Molecule: messenger RNA, 1341 nt
Organism: Bathycoccus prasinos
Lineage: Eukaryota; Viridiplantae; Chlorophyta; Mamiellophyceae; Mamiellales; Bathycoccaceae
Exons: 1
Coding region: 1-1341 (446 amino acids)
Biological process (GO): methylation
Molecular function (GO): S-adenosylmethionine-dependent methyltransferase activity
Source: RefSeq, a predicted model, not a curated record
AUGAUGAAAUCGUCUUCUUCGUUUACGACGACGAUUCAGACGACUGGACAAAGAAGAACGAGACACAGAAGAAGAAACAAAGCGAUUUUAGCGCAAAACGAUGAACAGACGACGAUAAUUCAAACGAUUCAGACAAAUAAUAAUAGAAGACCAACAACAAAUGUAUUAUCCAAAGAAGAACUUUUGUGCAAACCGAACGAAUCCGUCUCGCAGUUGGCUGCCGCUCAAGCCGCUAAGAAAAACGUUGUUUCAACUCCCGCAAAUUCUAGUUCAGUGAUAAAAAACGCGCUCAUCAACGCGAACGCGUUGAGUGCGCAGGCAUUUUACCUUCCGUACGUCGCGUUGGCGGCGGUGACGAUUAAGAAGAUUUUGGAUACGCCGUCGCGAGCGUACGUGGACGGAGCGAAUACGGUAGGCUCGGAAUACGACGCGUGGACCGAGGAAGGCAUUUUAGAGUACUAUUGGGGGGAACACAUCCAUCUCGGGUGGUACGAAGACGAAGAUUUAGCGAACGGGGCUGGAACGUUGUUAGGAAACGACGUGACGGAUUUCAAAGAAGCUAAGUUUGCGUUCGUGGAUAAAAUGUGCGAUUGGUCCAUUCAAGAUUUGUUCGGGAAGCAACCUGCGAAUAUUUUAGACGUGGGAUGCGGGAUUGGAGGCGCGAGCAGACACUUGGCGAAACGGUACGGGAACGGAACUACAGUCACUGGGAUCACCUUAUCGCCGAACCAAAGAGACCGCGCGACUGAAUUAGCCAAGGAACAAAACGUUCCAAACGCUGAAUUCAAAGUCAUGAACGCGUUAGAGAUGACGUUCCCGGACGACACGUUCGAUGCCGUCUGGGCGUGCGAAAGCGGCGAACACAUGCCAGAUAAGAAGAAAUACGUGGAAGAGAUGAUUCGAGUGUUGAAACCGGGAGGAGUUCUCGUCGUCGCCACUUGGUGCCAACGCGACGCCGACGAAACAAAAAACCCAUUCACCGAAGACGAAAAGAAAAACUUACAAUUUUUAUACGAAGAGUGGGCGCACCCGUACUUUGUCUCCUACGAAGAAUACGAACGAUUAAUGCGAAACACUCACGUCAUGGAAAAAGUUCAAGGCGAAAACUGGGUCAAAAACACCAUCGCCUCGUGGCGACACUCCAUUUGGGUCGGCGUCUGGGACCCGUGGCCGGUCGUUUUCGCCGGUCCCAGGAUUUGGUACAAAACCAUCCGCGAGAUUGUGACGCUCGAGCGCAUGCAUCGAGCCUUCGAUCGAGGGCUCAUGACUUACGGAUUGAUUAAAGGUCGGAAAAAAGAAGAAAUCGUACGAGAUAAGGACGACGCGUUCUAUAGCUGGUAA